Molecule: messenger RNA, 4297 nt
Organism: Hipposideros armiger (great roundleaf bat)
Lineage: Eukaryota; Metazoa; Chordata; Mammalia; Chiroptera; Hipposideridae
Gene: SMG5
Product: SMG5 nonsense mediated mRNA decay factor
Exons: 22
Coding region: 97-3129 (1010 amino acids)
Biological process (GO): nuclear-transcribed mRNA catabolic process, nonsense-mediated decay
Cellular component (GO): telomerase holoenzyme complex
Molecular function (GO): protein binding; telomerase RNA binding; telomeric repeat DNA binding
Source: RefSeq, a predicted model, not a curated record
AGACGGCAGUGGUGGCGCUGGCGGCGGUGGCGGCGGCGGCGGCGGCGGUGGGUGGCGGGGGCCUGUGACCGGAAGCCGCCCCCGGACCCGGGCACCAUGAGCCAAGGCCCCCCCCCGGGGGAGAGCAGCGAGCCCGAAGCAAAGGUCCUCCACACCAAGCGGCUUUACCGGGCUGUGGUGGACGCCGUGCAUCGACUUGACCUCAUCCUUUGCAACAAAACCGCUUAUCAAGACGUGUUUAAAGCAGAGAGCAUUAGCCUGAGGAACAAGCUGCGUGAGCUCUGCGUCAAGCUGAUGUUCCUGCACCCGGUGGACUAUGGGAGGAAGGCGGAGGAGCUGCUGUGGAGAAAGGUGUACUAUGAGGUCAUCCAGCUCAUCAAGACCAACAAGAAGCAUAUCCACAGCCGGAGCACCUUGGAGUGUGCCUACCGGACACACCUGGUCGCUGGCAUUGGCUUCUACCAGCAUCUGCUCCUUUAUAUCCAGUCCCAUUACCAGCUGGAGCUGCAGUGCUGCAUCGACUGGACCCACGUGACCGACCCCCUCAUAGGAUGCAAGAAGCCAGUGUCUGCCUCAGGGAAGGAGAUGGACUGGGCACAGAUGGCGUGCCACCGGUGUCUGGUGUACCUGGGGGAUUUGUCCCGGUAUCAGAAUGAACUAGCUGGCGUGGACACUGAGUUGCUGGCUGAGAGGUUUUACUACCAAGCCCUGUCGGUAGCCCCCCAGAUUGGAAUGCCCUUCAACCAGCUGGGCACCCUCGCGGGCAGCAAAUACUACAGCGUGGAAGCCAUGUACUGCUACCUGCGCUGCAUCCAGUCGGAAGUGUCCUUUGAGGGGGCCUAUGGGAACCUCAAGCGGCUGUAUGACAAGGCAGCCAAAAUGUACCACCAGCUGAAGAAGUGCGAGACCCGGAAGCUGUCCCCCAGCAGGAAGCGAUGCAAAGACGUUAAGAGGUUGCUGGUGAGCUUUAUGUAUCUGCAAAGCCUGCUGCAGCCCCAAAGCAGCUCUGUGGACUCAGAGCUGACAUCACUUUGCCAGUCGGUCCUGGAGGACUUCAACCUCUGUCUCUUCUACCUGCCGUCCUCACCCAACCUCAGCCUGGCCAGCGAGGAGGAGGAGGAGUGCGAGAGUGGCUACGCCUUCCUCCCGGACCUGCUCAUCUUUCAGAUGGUCGUCAUCUGUCUCAUGGGCGUGCACAGCCUCAAGAGAGCAGGGUCCAAGCAGUACAGCGCGGCCAUCGCUUUCACGCUGGCCCUUUUCUCCCACCUCGUCAACCACGUUAACAUACGGCUGCAGGCGGAGCUGGAGGAUGGCGAGAACCCCGUCCCGGCUUUCCAGAACGAUGGCCCAGAUGAGACAGAGGGUAAGGAGCCCUUGGAGAAGGAAGACGGCCCGGGGGCUGAGCCCCCUCCCACAGCCCCUCAAGAGGGCGAGCUCAGAAAGAGCCGGAAGUUCUCCCGCCUCUCCUGCCUCCGUCGCCGGCGCCACCUACCCAAAGCCGGUGACGACAGUGACCUGAGUGAGGGCUUUGACUCGGACUCGAGCCACGACUCGGCCCGGGCCAGCGAGGGCUCUGAUAGCGGCUCGGACAAGAGUCUCGAAGGUGGGGGUACGGCCUUUGAUGCCGAGACAGACUCGGAAAUGAACAGCCAGGAGUCCCGAUCAGACCUGGAAGACAUGGAGGACGAGGAGGGGACACGGUCCCCAGCCCUGGAGCCCCCUCGGGCCAGGCCCGAGGCCUCCGAGUCCCUCAACGGCCCCGUGGGCCCCAGCGAGGCGAGCAUCGCCAGCAGCCUGCAGGCCAUGUCCACCCAGAUGUUCCAGACCAAGCGCUGCUUCCGGCUGGCACCCACCUUCAGCAACCUGCUGCUGCAGCCCUCCGAGCCCCGCAAGCCCUGUGUCAACGGGGAUGUGGACAAGCCUGCAGAGCCAGCCUCCGAGGACGGCUCUGAAUCCGAGGGGAGUGAGUCCAGCGGGCGCUCCUGUCGGAAUGAGCACAGCGUCCAGGAGAAGCUGCAGGUGCUCGUGGCCGAAGGCCUGCUCCCCGCCGUCAAGGUCUUCUUGGACUGGCUGCGGACCAACCCCGACCUCAUCAUCGUGUGUGCGCAGAGCUCCCAGAGUCUGUGGAACCGCCUGUCUGUGUUGCUGAACCUGCUGCCAGCAGCUGGCGAGCUCCAGGAGUGUGGCCUGGCCCUGUGUCCUGAGGUCCAGGAUUUUCUUGAGGGCUGUGAACUGCCCGACGCCCCCUCCAGCCUGCUGCUCCCCGAGGACACGGCACUUCGUAACCUGCCUCCCUUGCGGGCUGCCCACCGGCGCUUUCACUUUGGCUCGGAUCGGCCCCUGCUCAGUACCUUAGAGGAGGCAGUCGUGCGUGUCUGCUGCAUCCGCAGCUUCGGCCACUUCGUUGCCCGCCUGCAGGGCAGCGUCCUGCAGUUCAGCCCGGCCGUGGGCAUCUUCGUGAGCGCAGCCCCAUCUGAGCAGGACGGCCUGCUACAGCAAGCCCAGGCCCAGCUCCGCAUGGCACAGGAGGAAGCUCGGCGGAACAGGCUAAUGAGAGACAUGGCCCAGCUACGACUUCAGCUCGAGGUGUCUCAGCUGGAGGGAAGCCUGCAGCAGCCCGAGGCCCAGUCGGCAAUGUCCCCCUACCUUGUCCCCGACACCCAGGCCCUCUGUCACCACCUCCCUGUCAUCCGCCAGCUGGCCACCAGUGGCCGCUUCAUUGUCAUCAUCCCAAGGACAGUGAUCGAUGGCCUGGAUUUGCUGAAGAAGGAACACCCAGGGGCACGAGAUGGGAUCCGCUACCUGGAGGCAGAGUUUAAAAAGGGCAACAGGUACAUUCGCUGCCAGAAGGAGGCGGGGAAGAGCUUUGAGCGGCAUAAGCUGAAGAGGCAGGACGCAGAUGCCUGGGCCCUCUAUAAGAUCCUGGACAGCUGCAAACAGCUGACUCUGGCCCAGGGGGCCGGUGAGGAGGAUCCGAGCGGCAUGGUGACCAUUGUCACGGGCCUUCCCCUGGACAACCCCAGCGCGCUCUCAGGCCCGAUGCAGGCAGCUUUGCAGGCCGCUGCACAUGCCAGUGUGGACGUCAAGAACGUUCUGGAUUUCUACAAGCAGUGGAAGGAGAUUGGUUGAGACUGACCCCCAGGCCCUGCAGUGGGGCUGACUCCAGAUCUCCUGCCCUCCCCGGCAGCCAGGACGGCCACCUGUAGUCACCCCACCGCACGCAGACUCAGCACGCACUCAGGAGGGGAGCCCAGCCGCAUGCAGGCUGAGGGAGGGCCCAGGAGCCGGCAGGGGGCGCGGUCCCCCGUUGCCAAGACGAUGUCAGGAACUGUGAGGAAGGUGCUUGGGGCAGGAGAGGCCUGUGGGCCCUAAUCAGCCCUCCUGCCUCAACCCCCGGCUGUCCCCAGGGGCAGGAGGCAGGCAUGGUGUCUGCGUGUCAUUGGCGUGGUUCCUGGACCUCUGAGGGGAAGGGACAGCAGAGGGCCCUCCUCCUCCCCCAGGACACGGGGGCGGUUGGGACCAGGAGUUUGCACCCACUGGCCCUGGGGGACGUGUGGCUAACACCACCUAGCUGGGUGGCUCUGCAGACCCUUCCCUCGAGGACGACCUGUCCCCAUUUCCCUGCAAGGGCCGGGCAGCUCUGGGGCCUUGGGGACCCUUGAAGAAGAGGGGCCCAGAGCUGGCUGCAUUGAUAGCAGGGCCACUCACCCAGUCGCCCCCCUCCUGCCUUCUGUCCCCGUCUAGCUCCCAGGGCAGGGAGUGGGUCCCAACGAUGGCCGCAGGCAGACUGGCCUGUGUGCCCAUGAGGGUCCUGUGCCCACCAGCCCCAGUCACUGCGCUUUGUGCUCUUGGCUGCUGUGCUGGGACGGGGGUGCCAGUGAGAGGAGAGGGGGUGCAGUGUGAGGCCACCACCCCGACUGGAUAAAGGAGAGGCCCCUGGAAGCGGCCGGUCAGGGGCCCCUGUCCUGCUGGGCUCCCCUACUUGGGCUUCCCCAGCCUGACGCCUGUGGGGCUGAGCACGGGGCUCACCUCUGAAGUGGAGGUGACGGGAGCAGAGCACCACUAGCUCAGGGCAGUGGGCGGGGCUGCUGGUGGCUCUGUGGCCAGGAUUGCCUGUGUCCCCCCUCCUCGGGCUGGACUGGGCUGGGGGUCUCCGCUCUGUCCCCGGCGCCAGCCCCGCUUCCCAGGCUGUUCUCAGGAGCCCAGGCUUCCCGCCUCCUUCCUCCAACACGGCGUGUCUGGGACAGCCUGGCGGGGUCGGAGCCGAGCAUCACGUAAUAAAGACCCCAAAGCCCAC